AUGGAUACAAAGGAUAACUCUGAGUAGGCACAGUAAUCUUCUUAGUCUACAAAUGGUAAGAAGAUCUACAAAGACUCAGAAUAGUAGCAAGGUUAAAAACCUAAUUUUAAUUCCAACUUCCGUAAUAAUAACAACGGAUAGUAAAAUAAUUUAGAAUCCUCUGAUAUCGGAGUUGAUAAAAAAUAAAAGAAACCCUUGAAAUUAACUUCAAGUAAUUUCAAUGAAGUUAAUAAUAACAACAACAACAACAAUAAAAAUAAGGGUUAGGUAGUUUAUGUUAGAGCUAAUAAUAAUGCUCAACAAGAAGGCUAAAAUGCUGAAGAACAAAAAAACAAUUAACAAAGAAAUUUAGAAAAUCCUAAAAAGGAAUAUGGAUAGAAUGUAAAUAAUAAUAAUAGCAAUGGUAAAAGAAACUUUGAUAGACCAAGAAAAGACAACUAAUAAAAUUAGGGUGAAUAAUAGUAAGGAAAUAACAGAAGAUAAGGUAACAGAAAUAAUGGAUAAAGACAAGGAGAUUAGGAAAAGUAGGUUAAAUAAUAAGGAAAUCCAAAUCAAUAAAAAAAUGAAUUUAAUAGAGGCUAAGAAUAUUAAAAUGAAAUUAAAAGUGAAAGAUAGAAUAUAAAGGAAGGUUAAAGCAGUGAUCCUGACUAAAACGAGUAAAAUCAUGAAAAAAAUGUUAAUAGAUUUAAGAAGCCAAACCAAAGAGGUGAAAAUUUUGGCUAAAAUCAAAAUAAUAGAGAAUAAGGUUUAGAUUCAUAGCAAUCAUAAAAUAGAGGAUAGAAUAAGCCUUAAAGCAGAUAAGGAGGAUACAAUCAAUAAUAAUAAAAUAGAACUUAUGAGAGGAAAGAAAAAAAACCUUUUAAUAAAAAGGAAAAUGCCGAUGCUGAUAAAUAAAGCUAACUAUAAAAUAGAAAGAUUAGAGAAGAAGAAAAAUUGAGAAGAGAAGAAUAAGAAGGAAUUGAUCCUGAUGAGUAAGAUAUUAUAGAUGAUGGCGGUGCUGCAGAUGAAGGGGAAGAUUAAGUUUUUGAUAUUUUAAAAGAAAACAAAAAUACAUUAAGAGAUACAUUGAUAAAAAGAUUAAAGAGAAAGAAAAUUGAUUGUCCUAUAUGCUAUGAAAAAAUAGGACUUCGCUCAUCUAUGUGGUCUUGUGUAUAAUGCUAUCACCCUUUCCAUUUAGAGUGCUUGAAAAAGUGGAUUUAUAAUUCAAAUAAAGACAGAAAGAAUUUCACACUAUAUAAUUGGAGCUGUCCCAAUUGCCAAUACAUUUACAGCGACAAGAUGCCAACUUAUGCUUGCUUCUGUGGAAAAUAUAAAAACCCUGAAUUUGAUCCUUAUAUUAAUCCUCAUAGUUGUGGAGAUACAUGUGGAAAAAAAAGAGGAAACAAUUGCACUCAUCCUUGUGAUGUUCCAUGCCACCCAGGACCUUGUCCUCCUUGUACUUUAAAGGGAGAACCUAUUAGAUGCUACUGCAAGAAGUAAAAGAAAGAUGUUUUUUGUUCAGACAAUCAAACUUCUUACGAAUGUGGCCAAUAAUGUUAAAAAGUUCUUAACUGUGGAAAGCAUUUUUGUGAAAAAAAUUGUCAUGCUGGAGAAUGCAACAAAUGUACUUAAUAAGUAGAAGCUGUUUGUUUUUGUGGUGAAGAGAAAAAAAGUGCUAUCUGUGGUUAAAAUUUGUUUGCUUGUAAUAGAAAAUGCAACAAAACAUUAGAUUGUGGAAAUCAUAAAUGCUAAUAAUAAUGUCAUCCAGGACCUUGUGCUAAAUGUGAAUUGAACCCCGAAGAUGUCGAUACUUGUCCUUGCGGAAAAAACACUCUGCUUACAUUGGCAGGUGGUAAUUUCAGAGAGGAAUGCACAGACCCUAUUCCUGUAUGUGGAAAUCCAUGCAAAAAAGUAUUAUCUUGUGGAGUACAUUUUUGUAAGAAGUCUUGUCAUGAAGGCUCUUGUCCACCAUGUAAGGAAUCUGUAGAGGAACUUUGCAGAUGUAAAUUUAAUAGCAGAAUUGUUUAAUGCUAUGAAUUAAGAGAAGCUGAUCACUAGUAAUUUAUUUGUGAUAGAGUUUGCAAAAAGCUCAAAUCAUGCAAUGUCCAUCCAUGUAACACACCAUGCUGCCCUGCAAGAAAAGGAUAAGAUGUAGAUGGAGUUCAUCUUUGCUUGAAGGUAUGUGAAAAGCCAUUAAAUUGUGGAAAACAUAAUUGUGAACUCUUUUGUCACUUAGGUAUUUGUCCAAAAUGCCCAAUAAAAAUAAAUGAGCCUAUAACCUGUGUUUGUGGAAAAACUUCCCUAGCUCCUCCUUAACCAUGUGGAACAAAACCUCCUGAGUGUCACGAGCCUUGCUCCAGACAAAAGCCCUGCGGACAUCCUUGCCACUUAGAUUGUCAUCAAGACGAAUGUCCUCCUUGUGAGUACAAAGUCGAUAAAGUCUGUCACUGUGGUAGAUAAGUUGUGAAGGAUGUCAGUUGCUCUAAAGAUGCCCUAUGCACAGUCGCUUGCAAUAAAAUAAUGUCUUGUGGCCAUAAAUGUGAAACUGUAUGCCAUGUUGGAGAAUGUCCAAAAGACAAUCCUUAGUAAGGUUGUGGAAGAAAAUGUGGUAGAAAGAGAAAAUUCUGCGAGCAUAUCUGUGUCUCUAUUUGCCAUGGAAUGUCUGAGUGUCCAUAGGAUCCUUGUAAAGUCGAAAUAGUAAUUAAAUGUAAGUGUGGAGAAAGAGAAGCUUUUGUUGAAUGUGGAUCAUCAGACAGUGCUUUAGAUAGAACUCUUGCUUGCAACGAACUAUGCAAAAAUAUUAAAAGAUUUGCCUUCUUCCAUGAUAAAAACAAAAUUUAUUAUCCUGCACUUCUCAUUCGUUUUGCUAAGUUCUAUAUGGUUUACCUUCUUAAGAUAGAAAAGAAGAUUGAAACAUUUAUCAAAUCAAAUGAUAAAGAGCUCACCAUUCCUUUCUAGAAUGAUGAUUAUUCUAAGAAAUUCGGUCUCUAAUCCUUGCUUGGUAAGCAUUACCACUUGAAUGUUUAAUACUACAAUCAUUUCAAGUAGCCCUACUUUGUGAUAGAAAAGAGUUCAGAUAUGGUUAUUCCAAAAAUGACUCUUUCAGAAUACUACAGAAAGGUUGAAAAGGGUGAAAUAAAACCAGAAGUUCUUCCUUUUGAGGCAUCCAUUAAAUUUAUCAAUAGCAUAAGAGAUGACCCUAAUCAUUAAGUACUUGAAAAUAUCCUUAGAGACUUCGCAAAAGAGUACUAUGUUGAAAAAGAAGACCGUUAAUUGGUUAUCCAUUUCUGGGAAAAGAGUAAGGCUGAAAUGGCUUCUAAAAAAUUGAAGAAGAGUACAACCGGUUACAGUAACUUUACUUUAGAAAUUAAUGAAAGACUUGUCAAAGAAGAAGAGAGCUAAAUGACAGCACCUAACGAAGUUACUAGAGUCAAAAAACGUAUCAUAACAAAGACUGAAUAAGAGGCUCCCUAGCACAGUGACGAUGAAGAAGAAAAGCAACUUAAAUUAAAUAAAGAAUAGUCAUAAAUAAUUUAAUAAAGGGAGUACUUUAAAGACAAAGCUUGUCUUUAUGAAAUGUGCUCUCAAACUGAAAUCGAUGAAAGAACUUCACGUAUGCUAAUAGAUAUUUUUGAAUAGGAUCCUAGAACUGGAUAAAUGUCACCAUAUAAUAAGUGGAUGGUUAAAGCAUAUCUUAGAACCAGCUAAACUAAUACUCAGCCUGAGAAUAUCCGUCCUCCUGAUGUCCUUCUCCUGACAACAAAAUACUUAGUGAAUAAAAUUCUAGAUGCUAAUUUCUAUGUAAAUGUACCUUUCAAGUACCCCAGAGACAAGCAAGGCAAGAGACGCAGCCAUACAUUCGAUGAUAUAUAUAAUUUUGUUAGUGAUAGAUUCAAAGCAAUCAGAUAAGACAUCACCAUAUUAAAUUACACAACUGAAGAGACUAUUUAUGUUAUGGAAAUCAUUUGUAGAUUCUAUGCUAUCUGCUUGUAUGAAUGCCAAAAUAUCGAAUAAGGAUAUGACAGGAAAAUUUUAAUUGACGAUCUUUAAACAUCUUUAUCUCAACUAUUGAAUAUGUAUCAAGAUAUUAAUGAUUAUGCUUAUGUUGAUAACAAAUAUGAAAUGUACUUCUACACUCUUAUUCUCAACGCUAGAGACGACAUAUUUAUAAAUAAAUUCUUAGCUACUAUUCCUGACCCAGACCACUAAAAAGUAAAAACUGCUUUAUAGAUUAUUGACUGUGUUAAGAAUUUAGAUUACUUCAACUUCUUUUAGAUUGUGAAAUAACUUGACUAUAUUGAAACCUGUGUUGUCUUCAAUCUUUUCCCUUACAUAAGAAACCAAGCAGUUAGUAUUAUGAGAAAAUCAAAAUUAGCUAAGACUGUUGCAGAAAUUUAAGAGUUAUUCUUCUUUGAUUCUUCAGAAUAAACAGUAGAAUUUUUGAAAACAAUUGGAUUAGAUACUUCCAAAUUGAGUCUUCCUCCUCAAUAUGAGACAGGUAAUGAAGAUGAACUUAAGCAAGCCAAAAAGGAAAAUGAAUAAGUAAAGAGUGAGGGUAAUGAUGAUACUAAAACCUCAGAUUAAUAACAAGGCCAAGACUAAGAUAAUUUAAAUAUAAAUUCUAAUACCGAAAUAUAAAAGAAUAAAAAUCUCAACUUAGAAGAAAAUGGUGAAAAAUUAAAUUAAACUGAAGCAGAAGAUAUUAAAAACUCAUCUAAACCUGAUUAAAAAGAAGAAGAAGGAAAAGCAGAAGAAGAAGGAGAAUAAGAAGAAGAAGAAAAAUAAAUCGAAGAAGAAAAACCCAAAAAGUAUAAGCUUAAAAAAGUGUUUAUUGAUUGGAAAAUAAUAUAUGAAAAUACUGAAUACUCAUUCAAAGAAAUAAACUUGAGAAUUAGUGAUAAAAAAUCAAUAGAUUAUUAUCCUAAUUAUAAGUAAAUAAAAGCUACAAACAACGAUAAUAUCGUUACAAGAGCUUUCUUAGUUAUGGGAUUUAAAUCUAAAAUCCAAAGUUAAUCAGAAGAAGCAAGCGAAUAAGAUUAAUAAUAACAAGUUUAAGAACAAGAAAAAAAUGAAUGA
This is a messenger RNA of Tetrahymena thermophila SB210, 5055 nucleotides long. Its product is annotated as SAC3/GANP family protein. Gene Ontology annotation, cellular component: nucleus. The record is from RefSeq and is a predicted model, not a curated record. Gene Ontology annotation, biological process: regulation of DNA-templated transcription. NCBI's taxonomy places the organism in Eukaryota, Ciliophora, Oligohymenophorea, Hymenostomatida, Tetrahymenidae. Gene Ontology annotation, molecular function: RNA polymerase II transcription regulatory region sequence-specific DNA binding; DNA-binding transcription factor activity, RNA polymerase II-specific; zinc ion binding. The transcript has 9 exons.